Molecule: messenger RNA, 3633 nt
Organism: Chelmon rostratus (copperband butterflyfish)
Lineage: Eukaryota; Metazoa; Chordata; Actinopteri; Chaetodontiformes; Chaetodontidae
Gene: adamtsl5
Product: ADAMTS like 5
Exons: 13
Coding region: 603-2432 (609 amino acids)
Biological process (GO): extracellular matrix organization
Cellular component (GO): extracellular matrix
Molecular function (GO): protein binding; metalloendopeptidase activity
Source: RefSeq, a predicted model, not a curated record
AGGAAUGCAGCGCUCAGGUGGGGAGAGAGACGCCGACUCACCGACUCAGCGGCACCGCGCUCACAGUGCGCAGCGCGGCGGACUGGAGCUCUGCAGCCGGGGCCUCUCUGUGCUCUUCACCGGGCUGUUCUGCCGCUUUGUGCGCACAUUGGACCUGUCUGGACUGAGAGAAGGGUCGAAACGAGAAGAGCCAACUGCUGGAUCUACCUUGACACAGGCGUGUUUUAUCCGCGCAGGACUGGGCGCAAGUGAAAUCACCUGCCAGGAGGCGACAGUUAGACUGUGACACAGCUCAGGCACAGAAUUUACUGCUUUCUCUCUGGAAUAAUGUGCAGCUGUGUGAAUCACAGCUAGUGGUUUUUAAGGUAAAGAAGACACAGGAAAGAGGAGGCUUCACUGUUUUCUCCAGCAGAAGAUGCGUCUUUUCGCACUUUGCGCGUCCCGAAAGACAAAAGUGAUGCGACGUGUUUUGGGAACUGAGUAACAAACAGCUGUUUGGAUGGACGAGCUCUGCAGCUGAAAGUGGAGAACCAAAAGUUCCUUCAAAGUUUCCUUUAAAAAAGAAGAAGAGGAGGAAGGAGAGAGGACAGAGGAGGAUAUGGAUGGUGUCGCCCCCGAAGUCCAGCCUGCAGCUGGGAUGCGCUGUGCAUCUGAGCCGCGACGUUUCACGCCAUGAUACGAGCACAAAGCUGCACCUGACAACGAAUGUAACACACCUGAAGCUAAAUCCACAAGGAUCUACUAUGUCCUCACUACGGACGAGGAAGCUGACUCUGUGCCAGGCCCUGACCUUCGUCCUGCUGCUGGUCGCCCCCGUCUGCCUGUCGUCCCCACAGAGCUCGUGGAUUUCUGCGUGGGGUCCUUCCGGCGAAUCCUCAUCAGGGCGUCCGGCGCGUGCCCGGCGGCAGCUGCACUUCAGGAACGAGUGGGCGACGUGGAGCGGCUGGUCUGUCUGCUCACGUAGCUGUGGGAGCGGAGCCUCAGUGAGGACACGCACCUGCAUCACCAGGAACCCCGUGGGCGGACCAUGUGCAGGAGAUCCAAGAGAAUACAAGAUCUGCAACACCAAGGAGUGCCCCCCCAACUCGGAGGAUUUCAGAGAGAUGCAGUGUGCUGCGUUCAAUGACAGGCCGUUAGUGGCUGGAAACUCCUUCAGAUGGACCACCUUUCACGGAGGCUCUAACCCCUGUGAACUGAGCUGCCUGGCCUUGGGUCACAACUUCUACUACAACUUUGGCCGUGUGCUGGAUGGCACCGCCUGUGACAAGGAGCCCGGAGCGGUGUGUGUCAACGGACGCUGCCUGAAGCCCGGCUGUGACUCCAUCCUCGGGUCAAAGCAGCAGGAGGACGCCUGUAUGGUGUGCGGAGGGCAAAACACCACAUGUCUGCACCACAAGAGUGUGUACCAGAGCAACGGUCUGGAGGCAGCCGGACCUUUUGGAUACAACGAAGUGGCCAUGAUCCCGGCCGGAGCCACUCACAUCCGAGUCACCGAUAACAGCAGGAAUUAUCUAGCCCUCCAGAACGGUCGCUCCCAGUUUGUGAUCAACGGCAACUGGAAGAUCAGCAUUCCAGGCGAGUACAACGUGGCCGGGACGAAGCUGCUGUACCGGCGCUCCGCAGACACCUGGGAGAGCUUCGAGGUACCAGGACCCACCCGGGAAGACCUCCAUUUGAUGGUCCUGGCGACAGACAGAAACCCAGGGAUUGAGUACGAGUACUGGUUGCCACCAGACCAGUAUGCCCUCUACCAUGGCAGGAGGAGUCCACUGCGUCAAGCUCACCACACUGCCAACUACCUCCCCUGGGAUCAACCCACCGCUGCAACCAUCACCACCACAACCACCACCACCACCACCCGGGCUCCUCCUGUCACCACCCGACCCCACUGGUUUUUAAGGCCCGUGAAGCCGCCGCGCCAAUCUGCCCACCACAACAGCCACCAGCGCCCUCACCAGCCCAUCCUGCCCCGCCUGGAGCGGGAGGAGAACCACAGCAACCUCCUGCCUCAGCCCUCACCUGGAAGGCAUUGUGGGAAGUGUCAGCGGGUUAAAGGUCGACGGGAACGGCAGAGACAAUAUUGCCUGAAGGACUUUGUUUUCCGGGGCAGAGUCCUCGGGAAGCUGUACAGAGGCGAGGAGACGCGCUACGACGUCCAGAUCAUCCACACCUACCGGAACAGCUUCCGCCUGGAGCACCGGGAGUUCUUGUGGGUCCCCAAUGUGUGUGACUGCCCCCACCUGGAGGAGGGGAAACAGUAUAUACUGAUGGUGCGCCGCCACAUUAACUACGAGCACACGCUGAACCGCAUCCUGCUGGAGGAGGACAGCUACGUGGUCCCGUACAGACCCAGAGAGGACGAACUGCUGCGACCACUCGAAAGACUCUGCAGCAACAGAGGAGCCAAGCAGCCGGCGGAGCCGAGGGGGUGAGUGCGUCAGGGAACGAAGCUCAUACCGAAGCUUUGUUCACGACCAGUGGUUCAUUUCUGGACUUUCAAAACAUCCUCAGACUCGCGUGUGAUCCAUGUGAUGGUCUGUUGAAUCCCAGAGCGGCGUCACUGCAGAAAAAUGACAGCUGGAUCGUCGACAGACAGUUUCAGCUGUCUCUUUUCAAACUCUCCUAAAAGACUCCACGUUUAUUUAAAAGCCUGACCAGCUUACUGUACCGUAUAGAGCACUUUAGGUGGAUGCUUGUGCCCACCUUUAAACGCAUACCAAAGAGAAGAACAUUGACUGAAAUGGCCUUUUUGUUAUUGCUGUUUUUCCACAGCUAUCAUUUAAUUUUUUUAUAUAAUUGUACUUUUUGUGUGUGUGAAAACUUAAAGGAAAAAUUCACCUCAAAACAGCUUCUUAAACUUACCAAACACCGCUUUGACCUGCGUAUUUCUAAAGGAUACGGCGUGCCAACUCAUUGGAUGCUACAACUCAUCCAGAUGUCUCCACCAGCUCGGUAGAUUUAGGAUUUAAUAAAGCAGCAAACGUUUCACUGAUCCAGAAUAUCAACAGUAACCCCUUAAUAAAUUGUGUAAUAUCUGUGACCUGCAGAAACUAGACCAGAAUGUGAUGAAGACUCUAACAGAAAACUGUUACAGAUUCUUACUCUGCUAUCACAGCUCACUAAAGGCACGUUGUGACAUUUAGAGGUGGAUUUUUCUUUUAGUUUCAACUCAACAUAUAGCAACAACAUAUUGCUUCACAAUGUAUUUAUGUAUAGAAAAUAACACACUUGUCACUUGGCCUUCACAGUGUCUGUGUUGCUCCUUUGUGGUAUUCAUUUUUUAUAGUGUGUUAAAUCAGGUCUGCUUUGUGAUGCUUUACGUGAAAGAGAUUAUGAAAUAUACAGUAUUUUAUUGUGUGGCACUGAUUAGCUACAAAUAUUCUAAAGUAUAAUUUGACUUUAAUUGUUGUGAGAGUCUGUUGAAUAGUCAGUUCACGUCCGUGCUUUGUGUUUAAUGCAUUUGAAAUUAUAUCAUCUUGUGUCAAACCUCAUCCACGUGUGCCAAAAGGAUUUCUGUGUACAUAGAGAGUAUGAAUGGUAAUCACGACCAUCUUCUUAAUGUAAAGUUAUUGUAGACGUUCACAGGAAACAAGCAGUGCCGUUGAAUUUGACAUUAAAGCUGAUUACACUUUU